UGGGUAAUGUAGUUUUCCGGUUACGUCGUGGUCUUGCGUCAUAUUUGGACAAAUAGCUAGCUAGCUGGCAGAAUCGUAACAGAAACGGCUUAGUAUGUCGUAGUUUUUUUUUUAUAUCAAACGGCUCCAUACUGACUUGACAGGCAAUGAAAAUUUCGCUAGUUGUUGUGGAAAGGCUGGUCUCAGUGUUGUAGGUUUUUGCGUGGUGUUUGGUUUAGCUAAUGUUACGCGGCUCAACUUGUCAGGGAUGGCGGGGCAUAUGAGCGCAGAUGUCUCAGAAUACCUGAGCCAGAACCCUGAGCUGGCCCAAUGGAUCGACACACAACGAGACUACUGCGAGAGCAACAAGCAGUGGUCGGCUCGGAGGGAGUUCAUUCUGAGAAACAUGGAGGCUUUCCCCACGGUGAAACCUGGGGUCCCUAGCAGCAGCCUGGACAGGCUGCUGUCUCUGUCCAUGGUCUGGGCAAAUCACGUCUUCCUCGGUUGCAAUUAUCCACAGGCUGUGAUGGAUAAGAUCAAGGAGAUGGGUGAGGGAAUAGUUGUCCAGGAUGCUCCUGUCCACAAAACAGCAAAAGAAGGAAUUAUGGCCAAAGGAAAGCGGAGCUGUGCAGCUGAGGGUGAUGCUGACAGUGGGGUAAAAAGAGCUAGAAGCGCCCCCAAUGAGGUUGACAGUCGACCUGCUGGGAGGACCACAGCGCGGCCCAUGGGUCAGAAAUGUGGGCCUUGUCCACAGGCUCCCACAGAGCAUCAGCCCUUCUUCAACCGUCUCUACAAAGCUGUGGCCUGGAAGCUGGUCUCAGCAGGGGGCUUCGGUCCAAACCUGGACCACUUUGAAAUCCUUCGGAGCUGCGUGGAGUCAUGUAAACAGACCCUGACCUGUGUGUUUGUGCCACUGAAGGACAUUGCAGGCCUCCCCGCGAGCCGUGCUCAGAAGGAAGGCCACGUGUGUGAAAUCCGCUGCCAGACGGUCUACAUGGGCACAGGGUACGGGCGGGAUGAGCCUGCCGCCAGAGCCAUGGCCUCCAAAGAAGCUCUAAAAGUCUUUCAGGGGAGAAAAGUGACUGUGAAGAUCUGCAGGCGGAGGUACAAAGGAAAAGACAUGGAGGACUUGAUGCUCCUGGAUGAACAGCCUCGGAGUCAGGGCUUCCCUCCGGCUCUCAGCUACCCUUUUCAGGACGAGCAGCUGGAGGACGGUUCUUCAUAGAGGUUGUGGACAUUUGGCCUGAUCUACUGAAGGAAUUCGUAAAUGUUGGGACCAGACUGUUAUCUAGUUAAACAUCGUAGUUAAAGCUGAGGUUCACUGGAGCGUCCUGAUGUGUUUCCAGAUGUACUUUGGUUCCAUAACGCAGACAAAUAUCUUUGCUAGACCACCAAAACAGGAAAACAGCCUUAAAUCUGCAAAAAGAAAAACCACAUCUAAACACAAGUCAGAUUGUGUGUAGCAUCGUUUAAAGUUUCACAAUAAAGGCACAAUAAAACGUCAUCAGAGGACAACAUUUUUGGUGAAUUAGUCGCCGCUCAAAGGCUCACUGCUUCACACCAACAGCUUAUUCCGCUUCCUGGAAUAAACUAGCUAGGUUUAGUUUCAUUUAGCUUUCCUUUCUGAUAAUUGAUGAGUACAUUGAUUCACACAGACUAAUAAGUUAUUUUCACAGAUUUGACGACCAUUGUGCUGUAGGAGUGCAUUAACGGUUAGAGUAUAACUCCACUGAAGACAUGAAAUGAGUUUUUGUUGUGACUAGAUCAGUGUUUGUUUGAGAGCAGUUCCCAUUAACCCUUACAUACCAGGGUUGUUCCGCUUACCAUCGUUCUCACCAGUGACCUGCACGUUAACUGGGUUUGAGCAGGGCUGGGCCGCGUAGAGGUUUUCUAGUGCCAAUAUUUCUCUUUUCUGUAGGUUAUUUUUUACCUAAAAAGGAAAUUGAUGGUUUAAGCAUUUCUAAUUUGUAUGUUUUUGUCAUUUCAAAUAUCCUGUCAUUGGAAAACCUUGUCAGCCAUAACCUGAGCAGUAAUUUGGAAACCGGUGACGCAAACACAAUCCUGUAAUGAAGUGUUUGUCGUUUAUUUUGCGGUGUUCGUUUUUCUCAGAUCCCUUUUGGACAGCCGUAGCUCUCUCACUGUACACUGAUCUAAAAGCUGCCGCUUUUAUUGAGUUUUGUUGUUAAAGUUUAUUAAAAAUAAUACCAUUUAAGAAGUUUAAUAUAGAGCAGCACUGAUGUAAGGAUAUUGUUUUAGACACUGUACAGUUCUGAGUUGUUCAAGUGCUGCUGCAACAUGUAGUUUGUGUUUUCUGUCUCAGUCUGAGUUGAAGAUGCUGAUGAAAGGGCUUGCAUUGAAGUGUGUACAACUGUGCUCUUUCAUGUUGGUGUGUGUUUACAGCAGUGGUCCUGUUUCUAUAUAUUUUUAAAUAAAUGAUUAAAGCAGAAAAUGAUA
Molecule: messenger RNA, 2433 nt
Organism: Nothobranchius furzeri (turquoise killifish)
Lineage: Eukaryota; Metazoa; Chordata; Actinopteri; Cyprinodontiformes; Nothobranchiidae
Gene: cdkn2aip
Product: CDKN2A interacting protein
Cellular component (GO): nucleolus; nucleoplasm
Source: RefSeq, a predicted model, not a curated record